UUCCAAAAAUACCCUUUUUAGUGGGUCCAAAUUUACAAAAUAUCUUUGUAUGGAUGUUGUCCAACCCAUUAAAUCAUCAGGGGUAGUUUGUGUAAAUUCCUGAGCAGUUACUAUCGCAUGUAGACAAUUCCUGCAUCCUGCUUCACAGUUCACACUACCUACUCUCUCGUGCUGACAAUAAUGUUGCUUUUACUGAACCGUUGGAGAACAUUCAAUUUUUUUUUUUUUUAUAAAAGAAAAAACUUUAAGGUCAUACCUUGAUAUUCAGUUAAAUUGUUUUGGCUAUUGUGGUUGCACACAGUAUUGGGAUUUUUCAUUUAUCAAUAGUUAGUUGUUGGGUUUGUGGGUCCAAAAUAAUAGCAUUGAUUGUGUGAAGAUCUAAACACACAUCCAUUUGCAAUCUUACACCUUGUGUUCUGUAAAAAGGAUAAGUUAAGCUUCAUAAUGCAGACUACUCCCAAGGGAAGCAGAGGAAGCCCCAAGGAGUCACCUCGAAAAGGCGGCUCUAUUCGACCAGUCAGACAGCUGAAAAUUAAUUCAGUUGAGCCGAGCUCCUCAUCCCUCUCAAGUACUGCAGUUGUCAAGACUCCUAAAGAUAGAAGCCCAAAAGUUACUGAGCGCCGAUCACCAAGGAGCCCCGUCUCUGAGAAGAAACGCCCUAGCAGAUUGUCAGAACUAGAGUCUCAGAUUUCCAAACUCCACGAUGAUCUAAAGAAGGUGAAAGACCAACUGAUUGCUGCUGAAUCAUCCAAAAGGGAGGCUCAGGAAGAUGCAGAGGAAGCAAAAAGGCAGUUAGCAGAUGUUUCUUCAAAAUUGGAAGAAUCCCAGAAGCAACUUGAUCAACUUCAUGCUUCCAAAGACGAAAGUAUUGUAAAUCAAAACAAGUCGGAGGAAAAGGAGUGUGAAUGGGAGUCUCAGAUUGAAUAUAUCCGCAGGCAGCACUCAGUUGACUCAGCUGCUCUAGCCUCAGCCUUGGAUGAGAUUUGUAGGCUGAACCUGCAACUUGAGAAGGUCCAUAAAUCUGGCAAUGCACAGGUUGAGAAAAGUGAAACAAUACAUGCUGAGCUUCAAAGUUUGAAAGAUAACUUGGCUGAAACUCUGUCUCUUCUGGACAGCAUGAAACAAGAGCUAAACGGAUCAAGAGAAUCUGAAGCUCAAGCACAGAAGCUAGUAAGUGAAACCCUACUCCAACUAGAAGCUGCUAAGGAGACUGUCAUUGCCCUCAGAUCAGAUGUCAUCAGAUCCACAGAGGCUUACAAUUCUGUUGCAUCUGAACUGGAGCAGUCAAGGGAACGUGUAAGCUAUCUUGAAGGUGUUGUGGGAGGACUUAAUGCUGAUCUCAUGAAAUGCAGGAGCGUUAAUACUCUUAAUGUUGCCGGUGAUCAAAUAUUGCCGGAGGAUGUCAAUCAGCUUCAAAUGGAGCUGCAAACUGCAAAGUCUGAUGUUAGGCAGCUCAAAUCUGCAUUAGACGCUGCUGAGAUCAGAUACAACGAAGAACAAUCUCAUGGCAGCAUUCAGAUUAAAAAUGCGUCUGAAUGCUUGGAGCAGAUUAAGGUGCAAUCCAGUGUAAGAGAGGCUGAGCUGGAAGAGGAGCUGAAGAAAGCUAGUGUUAGUAUCGAUGAGCUGAAGGCAAAUCUGAUGGACAAGGAAACAGAAUUGCAAGGCAUUUCCGAAGAAAAUGAAAGCUUGAGUAUGAAGCUCGAGAAAUCUCAGCUAUGCCAGAGAGAAGAGGAAAUGGAAAAUGAGCUGAAAAACAUGAGGGAACAUGUAGCUAAUUUAAGGGCAAAUUUGAUGGAUAAGGAGACGGAACUACAUAGGCUGUCAGGAGAGAAUGAGAUGCUGAAGCUAGAGAUUGGUAAACAGGAAAUGGAAAAGAGUGUCGAUACUGAUCAAGUCACUGCUGAGAUUGAUGCAUCGCGAGCUGCCGAACAAGAUGCUUUGACAAAACUUGGGUACAUGAUGGAAGAAGUAGAUAAGAGUAACAGGAAAGUAGCCAGGGUUUCUGAGCAACUAGAGGCAGCUCAGGCAGCAAGUGCAGAAAUGGAGGCAGAGCUUAGAAGACUUAAAGUGCAAUCUGAUCAGUGGAGAAAGGCGGCAGAAGCUGCUGCUUCCAUGCUUUCACCCGGGAGCAACGGAAAAUAUGUGGAGCGAACCGGAUCAUUUCCUCUUGAUAGCAAGUAUAGCCCUGUUGGGGGGAGACAUAGUUCACCAUACUUGGAUGACUAUGAGGAUGAUUCCUUCAAGAAGAAAAAUGGCAAUGUCCUUAAAAAGAUUGGAGUUUUGUGGAAGAAGCCACAUAAAUGAUAUCCUGAAACAGAUAUAUUGAAGGUGCUUCUCACUGCAGUGGCUCAAUGAAUUUGCUGUCUUCAGUGUCUUGUACUUGGUGACUGGAUUGUUUUUGCAGUAUUCAGUAUUAGUAUAUUAUGGCGCCUAAUGGAAAGACUAGUAAUAUCAUCCAAGAAUCUUUGUUUUCAUGUAUAUGUAUUAGGACUAGUUGGGAAGAGCAGUUCUUCGUGUAUGUGACUGUAUUUUUGGUAAACCGAAUAUAUCUGGUUUACUAAUGGACUCUGCUAAUUAUUAUGACUUGUGCAUUUUAAGGCCAGUUUAUGGA
Messenger RNA from Beta vulgaris subsp. vulgaris (sugar beet), 2611 nucleotides. Its product is annotated as interactor of constitutive active ROPs 3. The record is from RefSeq and is a predicted model, not a curated record. The transcript is spliced from 5 exons. The coding region runs from base 445 to 2304 and encodes 619 amino acids. NCBI's taxonomy places the organism in Eukaryota, Viridiplantae, Streptophyta, Magnoliopsida, Caryophyllales, Amaranthaceae.